CGGACUCUGUCAUGUUUCUGGAUUAAGAUUAUCCAGGAUUUACAGUCAGUAACAACCACGUGGACGUGUUUUGGAGGCGUGUCAUUUGAAGAAAAUGAAGAACAGAGGUGGUGGCUGGAUAGACUCUCGACUUAAACAAAGAGUGAAACAGUAUCUGUCCUCCAGUAACUGUGAAUAUGUUGACCUUUCAACAAUGGCCCUUGACCUUCAAAAACAAUACAGAUUGGACUAUGGCAGAAGAAAUAAGACGGCUUUCAGAAUCCAAGUAGAGAAAGUGUAUGAAGCAGUCAAGGAGGACUCCAACCUGAAUGACCUGGAGACCAAACACUUAGCUAAGAGAGCCAAGAGCAGCCACAAUGAUACUGGUGAUGGCAGCAGCGACUCGUCGGAGUCCUCAGACACAGAAGAAGAACGCCCUCCAGACAACUCUACCAACAACCUUCUUGCAUCUCUGUAUCGUAAGGGCACCUCUGCUCCCAGCAGUCCUGCCAGCAAAACCAACCCCCCUCCCAGUGCUGGGACCCUGGUGUCCUCUGGAGGCUUCUUCAUUGAUAAAGGCAAAGGCUCCUCAGGGAGAAGCAUCUUCAUCGACCUGUGUGAAGAGGAGUCUGACAGUAAAGCAGCAGCUGCAGACGUGUCGAUGCUGGAGCCCCAGAAGAGUCACAAGUCAAGGAAAAGGGCAAAGAGCUCAGCUCAGGCGGAUGAGUUUCUCACCCUGAACAAAAAAGCUAAAUCAAAAACACUAGAGGUGCAGUAUCCCAGCGUGAAGUUUGAAGACGUGGGCGGUAACGAGGACACAUUAACGGAGGUGUGUAAGCUGCUGAUCCACAUGCGUCACCCUGAGGUGUACCAACACCUGGGCAUGAUUCCUCCGAGGGGCUUCCUCCUCCACGGUCCUCCUGGCUGUGGAAAGACCCUUCUGGCUCAGGCUGUGGCUGGGGAGUUGGAGCUGCCCAUGUUGAAGGUUUCUUCCCCAGAGCUGGUGUCUGGAGUGUCAGGAGAGUCUGAACAGAAACUCAGGGAACUGUUUGACCUCGCUGUGAGCUCUAGUCCAUGUAUCCUGUUCAUAGAUGAGAUUGAUGCCAUCACCCCUAAAAGGGAGGUGGCCUCUAAAGACAUGGAGAGGAGGAUUGUCGCCCAGCUGUUAACCUGCAUGGACGACUUGAACAGUCUGGCUGUGACAGCUCAGGUUCUGGUUAUCGGGGCCACCAACAGACCAGACUCCCUAGACCCGGCCCUCCGCAGAGCUGGACGCUUCGACCGAGAGAUCUGUCUGGGUAUCCCUGAUGAGUCGGCACGUCUCAGGAUUUUAAAGACGUUGUGUAGAAAGCUGACGCUACCCGAAGAUUUCGACUACCAGCAGCUGGCUCGGCUCACCCCGGGCUACGUAGGAGCUGACCUCAUGGCUCUCUGCCGUGAAGCCGCCAUGGCUGCUGUGAACAGAGUUCUGCUGGAACUGAGGGCACCUCCACAGAACCAACAGCAGAGCUCUGCUGAAGAACUGACAGGAAGCAGAGAGCAGACGGAGGCUGGAAACCAGCAGCAGGGGGAGUUGUGGAAGUUGCUGAACCUGCUCAAAACCACCGAGACGCUGUCAGAGGAGGAGCUCGUCGGCCUGUCCAUCCUCAUGUCUGAUUUUCAGGGAGCUCUGUCCAGAGUUCAGCCUUCAGCGAAAAGGGAGGGCUUUGCCACGGUCCCUGAUGUCACCUGGGAGAACGUAGGAGCCCUGCAGGAGAUCAGAGAGGAGCUCACCAUGGCCAUACUUGCUCCAGUUCGUUCUCCACAGCAGUUCAGAGCUUUAGGCCUCAGCGCUCCUUCAGGAGUUCUGCUGGCUGGACCUCCAGGGUGUGGAAAAACCCUGCUGGCCAAGGCGGUGGCCAAUGAGUCCGGCCUCAACUUCAUCUCAGUUAAAGGUCCAGAGCUGCUCAACAUGUACGUGGGGGAGAGCGAACGUGCAGUCAGACAGGUCUUUCAGAGAGGACGCAACUCUGCUCCUUGUGUCAUCUUCUUCGACGAGCUCGACGCUUUGUGUCCCCGUCGUUCAGGCCACGAGUCAGGAGCCAGUGUUCGGGUCGUCAACCAGCUCCUCACAGAGAUGGACGGCUUGGAGAGUCGACGGCAGGUCUUCAUCAUGGCUGCAACCAACAGACCAGAUAUCAUUGACCCUGCCAUACUGAGGCCAGGUCGUCUUGAUAAAACCUUGUAUGUGGGGCUGCCAUGUCCAGCAGAUCGUCACGCCAUCCUGCUCACUCUAACCAAGGGUGGGACCAAACCUCAGCUGGAGCAGGAUGUCAGUCUUGAACAGGUUGCCUUUGAUGAACGCUGUGAUUGCUUUUCUGGCGCUGAUCUGACAGCAUUAGUGAGGGAAGCAUCUGUGAACGCCCUGAAGGCCUACCUGAAGUCCCAGAACUGUGGUCUCACGUACUCCUCCGACUCCACCGCUGACAUCAGAGUGAGCCGGCAGAACUUUGAAGACGCCUUCAGGACAGUUCGACCGUCCGUGUCCAAAAAGGACCAGGUGAUGUACGAGCUGCUCCGAGAGUCCCUCAGCAGAUGACCACCAAACCAAACCACAGACGGCACCAGAAUCGUUUUGUUCAUGGAUCUCACUGUGGACGAAUCAUAAAACAUGUUUUUUCCUUAAUGUACGACUCCAACUUUUAUUCAGUUCAGUUUGCUUAUAUGGCACCAAAUCACCACAGAAGUCAUCUCAGGACCGAACAGAAACAUUCACACAUCAAAAUGUGAUUAGCAACAUUAUCGAAGGAAGCCAGCACUGCUUUGUCUUCACUUCAUCACGGUCUCCCAUCCUGAGCAAGCACAAA
Molecule: messenger RNA, 2825 nt
Organism: Nematolebias whitei (Rio pearlfish)
Lineage: Eukaryota; Metazoa; Chordata; Actinopteri; Cyprinodontiformes; Rivulidae
Gene: nvl
Product: nuclear VCP like
Exons: 24
Coding region: 95-2557 (820 amino acids)
Biological process (GO): ribosome biogenesis
Cellular component (GO): nucleus
Molecular function (GO): RNA binding; preribosome binding; ATP binding
Source: RefSeq, a predicted model, not a curated record